UUUGACCGUGGUUUGCGCGCUCCUUGUGGGUUUUCGUGUCCUUAAAAGACAAUGGCUCGUACAAAGCAAACUGCCCGUAAAUCUACUGGUGGAAAGGCUCCAAGGAAACAACUGGCCACCAAAGCUGCCAGGAAAAGUGCCCCUUCAACAGGGGGUGUCAAGAAGCCUCACAGAUACAGGCCAGGUACGGUUGCCUUGAGAGAAAUCAGAAGAUACCAGAAGUCUACUGAGCUUUUGAUCCGCAAGCUCCCCUUUCAGCGUCUCGUGAGAGAAAUUGCCCAAGACUUCAAAACUGAUCUAAGGUUCCAGAGUGCAGCUAUUGGUACUCUUCAGGAAGCAAGUGAGGCAUAUCUGGUUGGCCUAUUUGAAGACACCAAUCUGUGUGCAAUUCAUGCUAAAAGAGUAACCAUAAUGCCCAAGGAUAUCCAGCUAGCCAGAAGAAUCCGUGGGGAACGUGCUUACAUUUUUUUUUAUAAAUUGUUUUGGUUCUUAUAA
Messenger RNA from Bombina bombina (fire-bellied toad), 495 nucleotides. RefSeq names its product histone H3.3A-like. Bases 52 to 495 code for a protein of 147 amino acids. Gene Ontology annotation, molecular function: protein heterodimerization activity; DNA binding; structural constituent of chromatin. The record is from RefSeq and is a predicted model, not a curated record. The transcript has a single exon. NCBI's taxonomy places the organism in Eukaryota, Metazoa, Chordata, Amphibia, Anura, Bombinatoridae. Gene Ontology annotation, cellular component: nucleosome.